Aspergillus thermomutatus is the source of this 1080-nucleotide messenger RNA. RefSeq names its product zinc-binding alcohol dehydrogenase family protein. Gene Ontology annotation, molecular function: oxidoreductase activity, acting on NAD(P)H. Lineage: Eukaryota; Fungi; Ascomycota; Eurotiomycetes; Eurotiales; Aspergillaceae. The coding region runs from base 1 to 1080 and encodes 359 amino acids. The record is from RefSeq and is a predicted model, not a curated record. The transcript has a single exon.
AUGAUUGCACUGCCUGCCCUCCAGACCGCCAUUGUCGGUACUGCUGAUGGCAAUCUUGCCAUCUCCCAUGAAGCUGCCGUCCCAGCCAUCACUGGCGAUACGCUGCUGGUUCGGACCAAGGCAGUCUCGAUCAAUCCCGUUGACACGAAGAUGGUCGGUCCCUACAUUACAGCCGGAGCGAUUGCAGGCUGUGACUUUGCGGGUGAAGUCGUGUCUGUCGGUCCUGACGCCAGCUCCAAGGGUAUCCAAGUCGGAGACAGGGUUUACGGUGCUGUCAUGGGCAUGAACCCCCGCGAGCCGUCGAUCGGAGCCUUUGCAACCUACGUGGGAGUCUCUGCUACGAACGUUCUGCGUAUGUCACCGACUAUGAGUUAUGCACAAGCCGCAGCCAUCGGGACCUCCUUCAUGACCUCUGGGCUUGCGCUUUUCUACAGUCUCGGACUACCUGGAGAUUCAGCUCAACCGAGCCAAAGGACACGACCGAUCCCAGUCCUUGUGUCUGGCGGAUCGACCGCCAGCGGCACUGCUGCUAUUCAGCUGCUUCGGUUGGCGGGCUUUGCGCCGCUCGCAACCUCCUCUCCCGGUCAUUUUGAGCUGGUCAAGUCGUACGGGGCGACAGCUGUGUUCGAUUAUACCUCGCCUAGCUGUGCAAGUGACAUCCGGACCUACACGAAGAACAACCUACGGUAUGCCCUAGACUGCGUUACCACGGUGGAGAGCAUGAAACUCUGCUACAGCGCCAUAGGUCGUGCCGGGGGGUAUUAUACCGGCCUUGAUCCUUUCCCCAAAACUGUGGCAGCGACUAGAAAAAUGGUCAGGCCGGACUGGGUGCUGGGCCCGACAAUGAUCGGAAAAGAGAUCGCUUGGCCUGAGCCCCAUUACCGGGCAGUGGACCCCAAGAUUCGUAAGUUUGGACAGCGCUGGCGCCAGAUCGUGGAGGACCUGUUUCUUCGAGGGGAAUUGAAGGUGCACCCUAUUGAUGUACAGCAUCAUGGUUUUCAAGGGACUCUCGAUGGGAUGGAUAAAAUCCGAGAGGGACUUGUGCGUGGGAAGAAGCUCGUCUGUCCCAUUCCUGUGUAG